CUCCCUAUCGAGAAAGCACUAGUUAGCGGAACGGCUAGACUACGCCAUUGAGAACCACGCUCGUUCAGGGCUUUGUUUCGACGUUUCUUUUCAGAAGAGCUGAACUCUCCGUAAUAUGUUAAUAUCGCGUUUAGAUCCUUGUAUCAGGCAGGUUUCCGUCUGACUCCACAAAUCUCUAACAAUAAGUGAAAGGACUGAAGGGACAGGAAGAUAUGAACGGCACGGACACCGUCGAUAAAUGAAGACAUCGAGAAGCCACCUUACCGUUUUUUAAAUAAAUUAAACCACAUUUAUUCACUUGAAAAUUAAUUACUUAGCCAUUUUACUUUACAAAAAGUAAAUGUUGACACAUUCACCAUUCACCCCCAAAACGAUGUUUUCUGCACGUGAGAAUCGGUGUCAUCGUUUUCAGGCCAACAUCUUCAAUAAAAGUAAAUGUCAAAACUGCUUCAAACCCGUGGAUUCACACAUACUCAGCGAAGCAGAUCUGAUUCAGACUAAGCCUGUCCAGGUGGGCUGGCUGCUCCUGGCCCCAGAGGACGCUGACUUCAGCAGUUGUGUCCCCAGAAAACGGAAAUGGCAGAGGAGAUAUUUUGUGCUUUACGAGCAUGGGCUUCUGAGAUACUCUCUGGAUAAGAUGCCAAGUACAUUGCCCCAAGGAAGUGUAAACAUGUCCCAAUGCUGUGAGGUUCUUGAUGCUUCAUCGCAAACUGGCUUCCAGAACUGCCUGAGGUUGUGCUUCACUGACAGAGACUACUACAUCCGAACAGAGAGCACAGAUGGCUUCAGCAUCAGUAGGUGGCAGGAAAAUCUGAUUGUUUACCCUAAGGCUGCGAAAUCAAAUCAGAAGAAGAAGGGGAAGGAUCCAGCCCACCCACCGCAACAGACAACAGAAAACCAAACCUCCAGCAACAGCAGCAGCGGUAGCGGUGGCCCUGCUAAAAGAAGCAGCACUUCUGGAAAUAGUUCCACCAGCGUUGUUAAAAGACAAGGCAGCAUCGGUUCUAGUAGUUACAGCAGCGCCAAAGUGUCUGUCAGCGACAAUGCUGGCACUAGUACCAGCGGUGCCACUAAAGGCAGAAGUGUCACCAAUAGUAUUAAAGGGGCCACCAAAAAUGACAGAAGAGGUAGCGUGGUGAACCCGGUGGAGGAGGUCUUGAUGCUGUCCUCAGGGAAGAAGCUGGAGGAGGAGCCACUCGGUGGUGAAGUCGGGGUUCCCUCCAGCAAUGCUUCAUCACUCGAUAUCAAGCUUGAGUCCUCUCCCUCUUCAUCGCUCAGUCAGUCCUCGGGCUGCUCUGACACAGACGGUACUAAGAAUCGAUUGGGCACUGAAAGCGGCUAUUCAUCUCUGGAGAAGACAAGUUCAAGUCCAAGAGUUGUGGAUGCAGAGACACACACUGAUACCAGCAGACCUCAGGAAGCUGUUCAACAAGAGGGUUCAUUUCUAGAUGCCAAGGUUUCCCCUCAACCCACAUCCUCUACUGAACAAGAAGACCAUAAGACAACUGUUACUUCUCAGGCUUCCUUCACUAAUGAUAUUCCUGAUCACUCACAACAUUUGAUAUCAUGUAGUCUCCGCUCAAAAUCGCUGGAGCGCAGACCGCUUGACUCCACGGCCACACCUGACCUCCUUAAUUUCAAAAAGGGAUGGAUGUCUAGACUGGGAGAGGAUGGAAAGUGGCGGAAACACUGGUUUGUUCUUACAGACCAGACUUUGAGAUUCUAUCGUGACUCUGCAGCAGAAGAGGCAGCUGAUGUGGAUGGUGAGAUCAACUUGUCUACUUGCUACGAUGUUACAGAUUUCCCUGUGCAAAGGAACUAUGGCUUUCAGAUUCAUACAAAGGAUGGAGUGUUCACCCUUUGUGCAAUGACUUAUGGGAUACGGCGCAACUGGGUCCAGGCAGUAAUGAAAAACAUUCGUCCCGCCGUUGCCCCAGAUGUCACGUGUUCAAUUCCUCAGAAGGUGCCAAUGACUAGUACACAUGCUCGUACAAGCUCCUGCCAAUGCAAAACAGUUUCACAGGAGUCCGAGCAAAGGAGUCGCAUCCGUGAGCGCCGUAGAGAGGGGCGCUACAAAACCUUUGAUUGGGCAGAAUUGAGUUGUAAACAUCACAAGGAGGAGUUGUCAAAUGAUCCAUCUGGAAGGCAGUGGAACCAUAACGGCGAGCGCUCACUGCCUCCUGCACCUGCAUCAUCCCCUGAAGAGCAGAUCUCACGUUCAGCCCCUGAGGCAACGAAUGAGUAUCUUCAGAAAAAAAGAGUCUCACAGAGGCAAAGCCUAAACAUCAUGUCAGCUGAUAUACCAUCAAACUUAUCACUUAUUGCAAUGCCCAGUCGCACCUCCCCAGAAUCAAUCAGCCCAGACAGCUUAGAGGUUGAUGCAGGAACCAUAUAUGUGCCCUGUGAUGGUCAUGGUGAACUACUGGAAGCUAAACCCAAACAAGAAAACCAGGUUGAUCGCUCCACAUCUCCAUUGCCAGUCUCCUUCUCUUCAACUUCAGCGCAGACUGAAUGGCAGUGGGAUGUGGAGCUUCAGAGCCUGCGUAGAGAACUGAAGGCUGAGCACGAGAGGAAUCAGACUGAAGAAAAGGAGUUAAGACUCAGUGAGGCCAGACUCCAAGCUGAGCUUAGUGACAGCAAGGAAUGUCUUCAGAGGACAGAGUUAAAGAUUCAAGAUGCAGAAACUCUUCUGAAGGAGCGUGAGGAGGUGCUGGAGAGUCUGCGUGGGCAGUUGGAAGAGGUAACGGGUCGCCUUAAAGCAACCGAAGAGGCACAAGCCUUGAAAGAGGUCAGGCUACAGAGGCACCUGCGCCUCCUUCAAGAGAGCCAGGAACGAGAAAGGAGGAGCUUCAGUGACAGCCUCGACCAAUCAGAACAGCGUUCGAAGGAACUAGAGGAGCGUCUCAGGCAGAAAGAGGCUGAACUGCAGAAAAGGCCAACAGGGGACAUUACUGAUGAACUUCUGCGAAGGUGCCAGGAGCUACACCAGCUGGAAGAGUCAGACAGUGAGGUUUGUCGUCUGCAGGCACGCCUCCAAACUGAAGAGACUCUUUAUUAUGAUAUGGAGCAUGAUUAUGAAAGAGCUUGUGAGGAGCUACAGACCCUGCGGGGUGCUCUGCUGGACUGCGUGCAACAACAGAAAGAGAUAGACAGGAAGGAACAAGAACUACAGGAAGUGCUUCUUAAGAUGGCCAUCUUGGGCAGUAGUUUAGAGGAGACCGAGCAAAGGCUCAAGCAAGCUCAAUCUUCUGAAGCUAAUGUUUUCUGUGAGGCAUUGAUUGAGCCACAACAGUGCAGACAGAAAUGGCAGAGUGAUUUGGAAAUGCAACCCACUACUCAGGUAGACGAGUCCCAUAGAGUGAUCUCUGUAAUCCAGGCGCUAGAGAGCAAGUUGUGUGACACAGAAGAGCGACUUCGGGAGCUUACCAUGCAUCUUCAGCAGCAGCAGCAGCAACAGCUCAACACUGGACCGCAUGGACUCAGUGAUUCUUGGUGCUCGCGCAGUUCCCUCCAUAAUCCGGAGGGUCGGCUCUCUGUGGAUUCUCUGCCAAGUUUUACUGAAGCUUUAGACAGAGCCUCAGACAAAGUUAAAGCUCCCCUUUAUGAUGAUGGAAAGCCUGGAAGGCAGAGUUUGGUUGGCGAAAGUUCAGGAAGAAAUCAGUCUUUAGAGAUGGCCUGCAGUGUUUUGUCACUGGAGGCACUGAUUAUCCAACGGAUUGCCUCUGCACUUGAGCAUCCCAGCUCAAAUUUGCUUAAUAAGUUGUCAGAAGUGCAUGUCCAGGUGCUUAGGAUGGCUCAAGGAGGAAGUCAUAAUGGGUCUUUGGAUCCUAGUUACUCACAGGUCUUCUUGGACCCUCUUGAGGAAGAUCUGGUAGACAGUACGCUAAGUGAAAGUGCAAUCCAUAGGCUGUGUGUAAGAUCGGAGACGACAUACCUCAUACAUAUUCUCUGUACUCAUCCCUCACAGGAGCAAAAGGGAUCUGAGCUUUUUUAUGUCUUGCCUUGGCCAGAGAGUUCCUCAUCUGGAACCAAAAUGGAAAACAGUUCGAAGCAGGGGGACAGACUUGCUGACAUUAGUCCGCCAGAGCUUGCACCAUACAGUGAACAAAUGGACGAUGAAAUGGCGACCGAUCUUCUUCUAGAGGGCUCUGAGGUACAGCUUGCUUGCAGAAAGAGUCUGGUGGCAGAGCUACGUGCUCAGGCCCAUUCACUGCAGAAUCUCUCAACACAGCUACAGUCCACUGUUAGAGAAACCGAUCUUCCUGGUGAACUACCCUCAGCCAUCCUGAGGGCUGCAAUUUGUCAGGCCACUUUGGCAUACAUGGCCUGUCGUCUUCGUUCUGCCCUGCAGCAGGAGAUGAGUGCCCUACGCAAGCAGAGAGAGCAGGCUGAGUGUGAGUGUCGUGCCGUGUGUCGUAGCAUGGAGACUCUUUUCCAGGAACAGACAGAGCGCUAUGAAGAGAAGCUGCGCGAGGAGCGUGUUGUUGUGGAAAAGGCAGAGCAGGAGCGUGUUUCGGCAGAGACUAAUGCUCAACUGAGGACGGAAGAAGCCAAAAAAUUGCAGUUGGAGUUUGAGGAGAAGCUCCAAGAGCUCCAGAAAAUCCAUGAAGAGGAGAUGAGCCGUCUUCAUGAAUAUUACAUUGAAACCUUGUCAAGGCCAAAUGCUGCAACUCUCUCAGAACUAGAGGAGAAUGAAGAGAAGGUGACUGCUCUGCAAGACCGAAUCAGAGAGCUUGAGACUGAGGUGACUUGUUUGAAGACGGAUCUUAGUAACCAGGAUGUCAAAGCCUUCAAGCUUGACCUGGAAACCAUCAAGGCCACGUAUGAGCAUGGUUUCAGCAUUAUGGAAGAUAGCCACCAGCGAGUGAUUGAGGAGAUGCAGAGGCAGCAUCAGAAAGAGGUGGAGAGACUGACAGAGGAACGAGAAAGAGUACUGCAGGAGGAGACGAAUGCCACCAUUGCAGCUAUUGAGGCUAUGAGGAAAGCUCAUAAAGAGGAAAUGGAUAAGACACAGAAAGCCCUGCAAAAUGGAGCCAAUGUGGACAUCCGCCAGCUUCAUGCACAAUACAAUGAGGAGCUGGAAACUUUGCACAGGGAGCUGGAAGUGUUGUCAGAGCAGUAUUCUCAGAAAUGCCUGGAAAAUACUAAUUUGAAUCGGACUAUAGAAACAGAAAGGGAAUCAUUGAGUACAACGCAGAGAGAGAACCAGGAGCUUCACAUUCACAACCAGGAAUUAAAUGAGUUUUUGGCAUCUGAAUUGUCCCUGAUGCAUUCACGCAUGAAUGGGGAGGUGAAACAUUCACAAUCUUCUCAGGAGAAAGACGUGUAUCAGCUGGAGGUAAAUCUCAGAGUAAAGGAAUCGGAGAUUAAGUGUCUAAAACAGGAGAUCAACUCACUUAAACUGGAACUGCAGGCGGAAAUAUGGUAA
Messenger RNA from Puntigrus tetrazona (Sumatra barb), 5428 nucleotides. RefSeq names its product myosin phosphatase Rho-interacting protein-like. Gene Ontology annotation, molecular function: actin filament binding. NCBI's taxonomy places the organism in Eukaryota, Metazoa, Chordata, Actinopteri, Cypriniformes, Cyprinidae. Gene Ontology annotation, biological process: actin filament organization. Gene Ontology annotation, cellular component: actin cytoskeleton. The record is from RefSeq and is a predicted model, not a curated record.